UGAGAUGAUUACAGUAACCUUGUUUUAAAGUUGCUGUUUGAAGGCAAAGUCCGAUAUGCUAAUCAUAAAGUGGUUGACACGAGUAUGACCCAGCUUGCUGACUGCAUCAAAGAAGAGACAUGUCUGUGGACACACUGAUGAAGAAUGUGUAUACAUUUGCUGACAUUGUGCAUCAAGCAGGAGGGGACUCUAUCACUCGCUGGAAUGACAAAUCUAUACACAAUGCCUUUAAUUGGGCGAACUACUGUCAGAGAGUGUACAGCGAGACAGUUGGACGACCAUACCGAGCUGAGUUGGAUAGAUGUAUCAAGGCAUUGUCCCUGUAUGUGCCAAGUCCUUGUUGUCUAGAUCUGAACCUCGACGCCCUGCAACAUGCUAAUAUACUUCUCUUACAGACCCUGGUUGAAAAUCCUUUGCUUCCUUGUAGACUGCUACAGGGUGUUGUUGACUUCUGUGUUAAAUGUGAAGUUAGUAUGGAUUCUCUUGUGAAGGUGUGUGCGAAGGGUUCUGAGAAGAGAACUGUUGUCAACACCUUUGAAGAUAUUCUGGAUCACCUAGGAGUUUCGAGUGAGGAUUGCAGAUUAGAGAGCCAGGCAGAAACCCUGCUGACCAUUCUUACAUCACUAUCCAAGUAUUCUAACAAUAGGGAAAGAUACCAUCUAUUUGUUUCUCGUGUUCUGAAACAUCUAACCAAAGACACUGAAGGCUGGAAAAUCCUGAGGUGUCUAAUGAGUCAAGGGAAAGGGGACAAUAGCCUGAAGGAGUUUCAGAAGAAGAAAAAGAGAUGUCACACUUCCUAUGCUGGUGAUUGCAGGCCUGAACAUCCCUCUGUCGAUGAUAUUCAGCAAAUGGUGCUCUGUUGGAUUUCUGAAAAUCAAGUACACCAUAUAUGAAUGCAGAGAAUGGGUGUUAAAGUACAAAUGAUUUUCAAAAUCAGUGUAGUUUUUGCAAUGCUUUAUCCCAAUGUCACAUUUUAGGUGAUGGAAAUUUGUUUAAAAGUUGUCAGUUUACUGAUAGAAAAAAUUCUGAACAUUUAAGAUAUAAAUCAUUGCAAAUUGCCCAUGGACAUCAAGCAAAGUUCUUAUAGUUUAGUUCGAUGAGUGAUCAUUUUCAUAAUGACAA
Molecule: messenger RNA, 1122 nt
Organism: Ylistrum balloti
Lineage: Eukaryota; Metazoa; Mollusca; Bivalvia; Pectinida; Pectinidae
Exons: 7
Coding region: 120-893 (257 amino acids)
Biological process (GO): interstrand cross-link repair
Cellular component (GO): Fanconi anaemia nuclear complex
Source: RefSeq, a predicted model, not a curated record